UCUUUUAUUAAUAUAUUGAUUUAUAAUAUCAGAGGACACUUUAUAAACGUUGUUUUUGAUGAUUCCUGUGUGUGUUCUUUAAAUAAACAGCUUUAAAUCCGCUGGAACGAGGCUCGUGUUCGUCCGCAGAGAUGUAGGUCAAACCCUGUUUUAUUUUGAAACUCCCACCGGAAACACGCCGUGUAUAACCCGUCCACCUUGGCGGUGGUACGCUGACCCAGUUUGGGCACACUCUCUCCGGCUCGGUUUGAAUGAGCGGCGCGGGGAGCGCGUGGAGGAGGCGACGGUCGAGAAGCAGCGCGCGCUGGCUCCGACUCUGACCAUACGCGCGCGCGCGUAUGCAGCACCAUGCUGGAAACCAAGUUUUCAUCCGCGCAAUGAAUCCUGCCAACGAGACCAGGACCGAGAGGAGUCCCGAGCAGGACGCGUUCACCGUCGGAACUUACAAACUUCUCGCGUUCACCAUCGGAACCAUCGGAGUGUUCGGCUUCUGGAACAACGUGCUCGUCCUCAUCCUCUACUGUAAAUUCAAGCGGCUGCGGACUCCCACCAAUCUGCUGCUGGUCAACAUUAGUCUGAGCGACCUGCUGGUUUCUGUCAUCGGGAUCAACUUCACAUUUGCUUCGUGCGUCAAAGGCGGAUGGAUCUGGAGCCAGGCGACGUGCGUCUGGGACGGAUUCAGCAACAGCUUGUUCGGCAUCGUCUCCAUCAUGACGCUGGCCGCCCUCGCCUACGAGCGCUACAUCCGGGUGGUCCACGCCCAGGUGGUGGACUUCCCCUGGGCGUGGCGGGCCAUCGCCCACAUCUGGCUCUACUCCCUGGCCUGGACGGGGGCCCCUCUGCUGGGCUGGAACCGCUACACUCUGGAGAUCCACCGGCUCGGCUGCUCUCUGGACUGGGCGUCUAAAGACCCCAACGACGCCUCCUUCAUCCUCUUCUUCCUCCUCGCCUGCUUCUUCGUGCCCGUGGGCGUCAUGAUCUACUGCUACGGGAACAUCCUCUACACGGUGCAGAUGCUGCGCUCCAUCCAGGACCUGCAGACGGUUCAGAUCAUCAAGAUCCUGCGCUACGAGAAGAAGGUGGCCGUGAUGUUCCUCCUGAUGAUCUCCUGCUUCCUGGUGUGCUGGACGCCCUACGCCGUCGUGUCCAUGAUGGAGGCCUUCGGCAGGAAGAGCAUGGUCUCUCCCACGCUCGCCAUCAUCCCCUCGUUCUUUGCCAAGUCCAGCACGGCCUACAACCCGCUCAUCUAUGUGUUCAUGAGCAGAAAGUUCCGCCGCUGUCUGCUGCAGCUGCUCUGCUCGCGGCUCUCCUGGCUGCAGCGCAGCCUCAAAGAGCGCCCCCUGGCUCCGGCCCAGCGCCCCAUCCGGCCCAUCGUCGUGUCCGGCUCCUGCGGGACCAGGGACCGACCCAAGAAGAGGGUGACCUUCAGCUCCUCCUCCAUCGUCUUCAUCAUCACCAGCGACAACUUCCAGCACCUGGACGUGACCUCCCAGGCCGGAGGCUCCUCGGAGGUCAACGUCAUCCAAGUGAGGCCACUGUGAUCCGGACUGGACUCCUCCUCCUCCUCCUCACCACCACUCAGUAUGCCUUAGGAUGUAACAUGCAAUUCCAAGCCAAAACAAUCCCGUCUGACCUCCGGUGACGUUUCUGCGUCUACACACAGUUACAGACUCGUCACCAGUUAACUGUAAUUAUCCACCUGUCGGCUGAACACGUCCCGACAGCGUUUAGUAUCCUCAUCUAACAUCAGCCGUGGUGAUGUAGUUUACAGUUGUGUUCCUCUCACACUUAUUUGUCAGAUCCACCAUGAAGUGUAAUGGACUCUGUGGGACUGUGGAGCGUUCAGAGCCCGGCCGAGUCGUGGACCUGGGUUUUGGUUUGUUUAAGGGAACGUGGAAAAUAAGCCUUAGCUCCUUAACCAUCAAACGUAGUGCACACACUGACAUUACUGUAUGGAUUCAAUAAAGGUUUCAUAUUUUAAGCUA
This is a messenger RNA of Lates calcarifer (barramundi perch), 1985 nucleotides long. RefSeq names its product opsin 3 (gene opn3). The transcript is spliced from 4 exons. The coding region runs from base 339 to 1541 and encodes 400 amino acids. Gene Ontology annotation, cellular component: photoreceptor outer segment; membrane. The record is from RefSeq and is a predicted model, not a curated record. NCBI's taxonomy places the organism in Eukaryota, Metazoa, Chordata, Actinopteri, Centropomidae. Gene Ontology annotation, biological process: G protein-coupled receptor signaling pathway; visual perception. Gene Ontology annotation, molecular function: G protein-coupled receptor activity.